GUAACACGGUACUAGUUCAAAUGCAAUUUAAUUUUUCUCGUCCAGUCCAUCACAUCCAUUACCCGCUCUUUCAUGGAUUCUCUACAACACAACAGAAGCUCUCUCUCUUCCUUGCACCCUUUCAUUCAUUCAAUUCCCUCCCAGACAGGCUCCAAUCAGAAAUCGAAUCAAAGUCCUCCACAUCAAUGGCUCGUCGAUUCACACCCAUCCUCAAACAACUGCGCACUCGAUCACCAUCACGAUCCGUAACGUACAUGCCCCGACCCGGAGAUGGCGCUCCGAGAGAGGUCACUCUAAUUUCGGGCGACGGAAUCGGACCUCUGGUCACCGGCGCCGUCGAGCAGGUCAUGGAGGCAAUGCACGCGCCGGUGUACUUCGAUCGCUACCAAGUCCGAGGCGACAUGAAGAGCGCUCCUCCGGAGGUGAUCGAAUCGAUCCGCAAGAACAAGGUGUGCUUGAAGGGAGGGCUUAGGACUCCCGUAGGCGGUGGUGUGAAUUCGCUGAACGUUCAGCUGAGGAAGGAGCUCGAUCUCUACGCUUCCCUUGUCCAUUGCUUCAAUUUGGAGGGUUUGCAGACCAAGCAUGAGAAUGUUGAUAUUGUUGUGAUUAGGGAGAACACGGAGGGCGAAUAUUCGGGACUCGAGCACGGGGUCGUUCCUGGCGUCGUGGAAAGCCUUAAGGUAAUGACAAAGUUUUGCUCCGAACGUAUUGCAAGAUAUGCCUUUGAGUAUGCUUACCUCAACAACAGAAAGCAAGUGACAGCUGUGCAUAAAGCCAACAUUAUGAAACUUGCUGAUGGUAUAUUUUUAGAAUCCUGCCAAGAGGUCGCGAGCCUGUAUCCCAGUAUCAAGUACAAUGAGAUAAUUGUAGACAACUGCUGCAUGCAACUUGUUUCGAAGCCCGAGCAAUUUGAUGUUAUGGUUACUCCUAAUCUUUAUGGCAAUCUCGUGGCAAAUACAGCAGCUGGUAUUGCUGGAGGCACUGGUGUAAUGCCAGGAGGUAACGUUGGGGCUGAUCAUGCUAUUUUUGAGCAAGGUGCUUCGGCAGGAAAUGUGGGAAAUGACAAGUUGGUGGAGAAAAAGAAGGCAAACCCAGUUGCUCUACUUCUCUCAUCAGCCAUGAUGUUGAGACAUCUUCAGUUUCCUUCGUUUGCAGAUCGCUUGGAGAUUGCCAUGAAGCAUGUAAUCUCACAGGGCAAGUAUCGGACAAAAGAUCUCGGUGGAAGCAGCACCACCCAAGAGGUAGUAGAUGCUGUUAUCGCAAAUCUAGUCUGAACCCAAAGAAUCACUUCCAAAUUCUUCCCCGUUAUUAUAUGAAACUGUUUCCCUUGCUGGGGAUUUAUUUAUAAUUAUACCCAAGGCGUUCUUGUAAUGAUCUCAUUUUCUUCCAUUUUUCAUUUUUCUGAGCUGGAGCAGUUCAGAGAAUGGGCACAAAAUAUUUGUCACGUGUACUCCUUGUGAUCCGAAUUAACUCGUUCUUCCUACAAAAUAUUGUUCUGAAUAAUCGGAAUUUCUUGUUCUGAAUAUUCUUCCUGCAAAAUAUUAUUCGGAUAUUGUUCUGAAUAAUCCGAAUUUAAUCGUAUUGAGUCAGGAAAUACUUCAAUAA
This is a messenger RNA of Camellia sinensis, 1605 nucleotides long. RefSeq names its product isocitrate dehydrogenase [NAD] regulatory subunit 1, mitochondrial. Gene Ontology annotation, molecular function: isocitrate dehydrogenase (NAD+) activity. NCBI's taxonomy places the organism in Eukaryota, Viridiplantae, Streptophyta, Magnoliopsida, Ericales, Theaceae. The record is from RefSeq and is a predicted model, not a curated record. Gene Ontology annotation, cellular component: mitochondrion. Gene Ontology annotation, biological process: tricarboxylic acid cycle; isocitrate metabolic process.